GGCUGGAAUUUGCUCAUAGGACUCGAUUGGGCUGUUUCUCAUCAUUUUGUCUUUUAAAUCACUGGAAGGCGGGCAGUGUAAUGUUUUUUUCUGUUUGGAGAACAGAGAAACUCUUCCCGCAACUCACCAGUUCUGAGAAUUGGAGAUCUGCCAUCUUUCUCUUUGUUCUUGGGAGAGAAUCCCAAGGACAGUAAAUCACACAGCUGCAGGUAACCUGAAAGGAACAAAUUUAGAUGGCUUUGGCUGCAGUAAUUUGUUUGUAGAAUAAAUCUCUUUGGGUUUGCAUAGUAAUGGAUCUCUCUGGUGUUGCAAUUCCUGUGUUAAAGUAGUACAAAUGUGAAGUUGCAGGUAUAUUAUUAGGCUGAAGUAGUUCAUGAUUUGCAAAAUCAGUGCAAAUAUUAAUUGGGACUCUUUCAUCAUGAUGAAAAGCCUUUUACUUGUCGGGGAAAAAGAAAAAAGCAAAUCCUGUGCUCUUCUAAGAGGAAAGCCUCAGGAAUGCUGAAUAAAGAUUCUGCCUGCAUCCCUUCAUCAGGAUCCAGUAUGUGCAUCUUAGAAGGAGGGUCAUCCGGUGGGGGCAUCUUAGAGAUGGCAUAGACAUCUGACAUCAGUGAGGGCUCUGAGGCAAACAGGCAAAAUGCUAGCUUCAUCUUUGAAAAUCUGUGGUGAAAAUGCAUUUGUAGCUGCAGUUACACACUGCACCUCAUGCUCAGCUGCCUUUGGCUGAUCUCUGAGGACACUGUAGAGAGAUCAAUUUGAUAUGGGGUGUUCCCUUCUGGGACACCUGGAGUUGUCCAUGGGUAAGCAUCCCUGUGUCAUGGAGGAAGCAGCCAGACUAAAUCUGGAGACCAGAGAUAAACCAAGUUAAUUACCAGACACAUGAGAUGCAAAGCGAGUUUGAAUGGGGAAGAGGCAGGAGGAGGAAAAGUUAUGUUGAAAUGCUGCUGCUGUGCUGAAAGACCCCACAGUGGUGGUGUGUGGGACUUGUCCUGUAAGUCAGAGAAAUGCCUUUGCUUAUGCUCUUCUGGCUAGAAUGAGAAAAAAUGAGGGUGAAAUUAUGGUGAGAAAUACUUCACUAUAACUAAAAUUUCCUUAGAGAGAGUUCUAGCCUGUUUCAAGUGCUUACUUUAUUUUUUACUAUGUGCAUGUUAUCUGCCCAAUAUUCAAUCCUGAACUCAGGAAAAAAUUAGAGAAAGGCCCACUAUCUUCCAUCUUCAAUUAAUCCUUUUGCAAAAGAGAAAUUCAAAGCAAAACACACUCUUAUGAAUUAAUGAAUUCUGGGUUUCAUGUUAGUUAUAAUGAAAUAUAUGAAUGAAAACCAAUUCCCCUUUCCCCUUCUAAAUUAAGCACAUGCAACAACUUAAGAUGGACCUUGAUAUCUGGACCUUGGCAUCUGCACCUUGGCUAAUGCAGGAAUUGAGUCUUGAAAUCUACUGCUGAAGUUAAACUAAGUUGCUUUGCAUUUCAUCACACAAAAGUAGGACAAGAUUUGUAUGUGCCAAAGAAAUGAGUCUGGCUGCUCAUCCCUUCUUGCCUCCAUUUCUCUAGUAGAGGAACAGUGUUUGACAGUCCCAUAUGAUGGCUGAAUCUCCUGAUGUGUGCAGCAUUCUGGCAGGGCUUUUGUCUCCUUCAAUGUCAUGGACACCUACCCCAGGCUUCUUCUCCUUUUCUUUGUCACUCUUUAUGCCUCAGUCUUUAUGUCAUCUUACCUGCUUUUCUUACUAGAUGGAAGAGUCUCAGGGGUUUUUCUCUUCUACCUUUGAUCUUGUGUCACAGAAAGUAACUGUGGUGAUUAUUUUAGCCUAAUUAAACCAUUUCCCUAUUUGAGGGGAAAAAUCAGCUAAAUGCUUCCUCCAGAAUAUACUUUGUUAGAUCAUAAGUGUUUGUAACUGCCUUUCGGUUAUGGGGAUUUGAUGUUCAGUAUCCUCUAGCAUCUAUUUUCUGUAGGUCAAUAUGAAGAGCAGGCCAAAUGUAAAUACUGAGAAGACUAUAGCUAUAAAUGCAGGAAUUUGCUUACCAAUGAAUAGUCUCCAGCCCUAGACAGAGACAUUAAUCAUGUUUUUUUCAAAUUGGAAACCUGUUUCCUGUGUGGGAAUGUCACUGGACGUUUGAAAUCAUAAUGCCAAAGUUUCAGGGACCAGAUCUGUAAAGAUAUGCCCAAAUUCUGAGGUAUGAUAGAAAUGCUAAUGCAAAAGUUACUGAUGAGCAUCUGUGUCCAAGUCAACUGAGAGAUGAAACCUAAGGCCAAACUGAUACUCUCCAGAGGGAUACAAAUAUAAACAAAAUAUGAAAGAAUAACUUUGGUGCAAGUUUGUCACAGAAUAGCAUGGAAGAACUUGAGAGUCGCCAUUUAGGUGGGUGUCAGUCUCUUCUCCCAGGAAGCAAGUGACAGGACAAGAUGAAACAGCCCCAGGUUGUGCCAGGGGAGUUUAGGUUGGAUAUUAGGGAAAAUUUCUUCACUGAAAAGGAAGUCAAGCCCAGCACAGGCUUCCCAGGACAGUGAUGGAGCGCUCAAAAAGUGGAAGUCUUAAAAAAUAGUCAAAAAAAUGAGUAGAGGUGACACUUGGGGGACAUGGUUUAGUGGUGAACAUGCAGAUAAUUGGGGGAUUGAUGGUUCAACCUGGUGCUCUUAGAAAUCUUUUCCAAUCUUAACAAGUCUGUGAUCCUGUAAUACUAUGGAGAAGCACACAAUGUUGAUAUUGGUUCAGGACAUUUACUGUAGUUCAUUAUCACACUCAGCAGCACUGCAGACACAGAUGUAGAAAUUACAAUAUUUGCAUUAAACCACAUGAACAUCUAUGACUACUUAAAAAAAUCUCCCAGGCCCCCAUAAAAUCCAUCAGUCCUCAUCUACUCUCCAGCAGAGUUUAAAUUAUAAUCACUUAGAAGUUUAUUAGCAAAGAAAUAAUUACAUGUGUAGUUUUCCACUCUUGGGACUUGCAUCCAUCUAGUGCUUUGAUAACAGUGAUGCACAGUGAGGAGCUGCUUCCCCACAGCACCUCCUUCUCUGCAGGAGAUUGUCAGCCUGGUCUUGUCCCUGGAGUACCAGCUGGAUGAGCCAGGUGCCUUCUUACAGAGAAGUUUCAGUACAACUGUCAUUUGGGGCUGACUCCUGUGGCUGAAGGGAGUCUGCUGCUGAGCAGCAGACUGCAUGUCCUCAGUCUGUGUGGAUGUUAACACAGGACUCAAUUAAAACACAGUCAGUAAAAACACAAGACCUUUUUUUUUUUAACUUUGUACCAAUAAGCCCAGGAGCUGAAGGUAAGUUCUUGCUAACUGCAGUACCACAUCCUGUUUCAAACAGGAAAGAAAAAUAUUUUUGGUUUGGGGCUUUAUUGUGCCUGUUGUUAGUUCUGGAGGAGAAUAUAUUCUGUGGUGCUUUUUCUUUCUCAUUUUCCUUUUGAGCGAAUUUAUUCUGUUCUCAGUAUGGCUUUUCUGGUUGUUGCUUCCACUCCUCAGGCCCCCUUGGAAUCCCUAGGGUUGGAAGCUGGUCCUUCUUCCCAUUCAGUUGAUGUGUUUUUCCCCUUCACUCAUUUUUUUGACAGAAUUUGCUUGGCAGCCUGCUACAAAAUAAAAAUAAAAUAAGAAAUACCACUUUCAUUCUUUACUAGGGAAAGAUGACCUUCCAUACAGUUAAUGAUAGAUUCUGAUUUUUGUUCUGGAAAGGGGUUUAAAUUUUCUCUGUGGUAACUUAGUGGCAAGUUGAGUUGAUCCUGUAUUACAUCUCAAAAGAUGGUAUCAUUGCCACUGUGGUAGAAUUGAUGGGGCAUAUUUGACUGGCCUUGGAAGGAUCCUUGCUUUGUGCUGUCUGUGGGGGAUGUAGUGGCCAGCUGCACUCAGAGCAACAUAAAACACUUAAAAGUAGAGUGCUUGAUUUUUUUGUCUGUUUUCUUUCCUUGUCCCAGUGUAAAAUUGUAUGUAAUGACUUUAUAGCAGCAGGAUUUCUGAGAUGUGCUUGUAUUUUUGCCUUUUCUUUACCUUGUCAUUGGGUAAGUAUGAAGAUUUUGUCAGGAAUUUCGUUUCCACAUCUGUGUUAAGUAGUGAUGCAAUAAAGAAUUAGGUGUGGAAGCUUCUCAUUUUUGUCACUCAGAAAUCUUCUCCUGACCACUGUAAUUACAUAAAUGUAAUGUAAACACUUAAAAAUCAAUUUAUAGACAGUUUUCAAUAGCAGUUUGCCAGCUAACUCAUGUCUGAGGGAAAGGCCCUAGUGCCCAAGCUGCCCUUGCAAUGGUGGGGGGCCAGAGAGCCUGUACUGACACUGCAUUCCUGUUUCGUGUAGAACUAACAGUGCCAGCAGUGUUUCUAGCUGGAGAAAUGUGAGUCUGGAGUGUGAAGUUUUUUAAUUUACAUGCAAGAUAGAAAAUGGGGACUGUGCUGUAGUACCCUGUCUAGGGAACAUUGAGUGGGACAAGGAGUAUACUUUAUUGUUGUGAGGAAAGGGCUGAUGAGGGUCUGUUGAAAAGCUAAUUCUUCAAAUGAACGUAUACCAGAUUAAAUGUGUAAUGAAAAUUCUGUAAUGGUUUCUUUAAAGCAGUUGUGGAGAAAUCCCUUGCUGCAGGAUCAAAUGUGAAAUGUCCCAGAGGCAGAGGAGUGUUGGAAAAGCUUUGCACACGUACCUGGGUUAUGUGCUGUUCUGGAUAGGGCAAUAAAAACAAGAUUGCAAUGACAGAUACAGAGACUGCACUGAGUGUGUAAAAGAGAUUUUUACUCUAUGUAUGUAAAAACCUGUUCAAGAAGAAGUCAGAGCUGAAAAUUCCUUAGGAAUAUGCCUGCUGUGAUUUAGAUGAUGAGAGAUGUAAGGUGUGUGCCAGUGCUGGUAAAGCACAGCCUUUAUUUGGAUUAGCUUGCAGGAAUACACCAUAGGAGAAUCUAAUGAGAAUAAAGGUGGGGUAUUUUGAUCCAGGCUUAUGGAAGAUACAAUGACAAUGAUGUUCAGUGGUGACUCUCGAGAUGCUAUGAAACAUCUGUUAGAGAAAGCAUUCUCACCUAAGGCAGUUAAAAUUAGUCAGAACAGGAUAAAAGUACACCAAAUCCCAAAUUCCCAAAUACUGGUGUUAAAGGUCUAGGGAAACUAUUGGUCCUUCUUGUGCUUUACAUGCACAAAUUUGUUAAUUUCAGCAAUGUGAUUGUUUCACAAAAAACUUUUUUUGUGUCUGUAUUUCUGUGGUGCUGUGAGAUGAACUGAAUAGACCAGAUUUCUGGCAGCCCUGCUCAGACUGAGCAAUUUGUCAGGGUUUGUCAGGUUUGUGUUUUUUGUAAGAACUCAAAGCAGCAGCCCCUCUGUGGCUCCUCAGAGAUGGAGUCUGCCCUGCAAUGCAGCAUUCAUUCAAAAAUUUUAGAUUUUGCUUCAUCCUUUAUCAUUUCCCACGGAGAUUGUGAUGGGAGAGCAGGAUAGGGGAAGAAGAAGCUUUGAACAUUUUCAAGACAUUUGAUGUAAAUCUUUUAGCAAGCUCCAUCCCAUGCUGGUAGAAUUGCAUUUAUUGUCACUUUUGUGGUCCCUCAUUAUUGCCACUUUUUGUGGUCCCUCAUUUCCCUUCUCAGACUGUGAAGCAGACUGAGAGUUUGCAUGCUGAGAACUGUGUUUUUGUUUGUUUCCAUGACAUUAUUGUUGUUACUGACUGUUCUUGUAUUAAUAUCAAACUAUAUUUAAGCAAAAAAAAAAACUCUAUAAAAAUAUGAAUGCCUACAAAAAGAGCUGGAGAGGGACUUUUUACAAGGGUAUGUAGUGAUAGAACAAGGGCGAAUGGCUUCAAACUAAAAGAGCUUAGGUUUAGGUUGGAUGUUAGGAAGAAAUUCUUCUCUGUAAGGUUGGUAAAGUCCAGGCUGCCAAGAGAAGUGCUGGCUGUUCCAUCUCCAGAAGUGUCCAAGACCAGGCUGGAUGGUACUCUGAGCAACCUGGUCUUGUGGAAAGGGAUUGGAACAAGAUGGUUUUUGUUUAAGGUGCCUUCUGCUCCAAAGCAUUCUGAGUAUCUCUGAUUCUAUGAUCUAGCUUUCUCUUUUCUAUUUCAGAAGAUUCAGGCUUCUAAACAAUCCACAUCCUUUGUGUAUUGCCUUUCAGAUGGUUUGAAACUCAAACCUAGCAGUAAUCUCCUGUGACUUGUGCUUAGCACAGCUCCUCCAUGGGCAUUUGCUACGUUUAUAUGCUUUGACUCACCAACCGCAGUGGUGGUCGGAAGUGAGCUGGGGGAGGUCAGUUCCUGUGAACAUGGCAUUUAACCCAUGAAAUGAGAGCUGCAGCAGGAGCUGUUCUUCCUUCUUUUUAGUUGUCUUACAGCUUAAGUAAGAAAAAAUGUGUGAGUCUCUGCUGAAGCACAAGUUGCCCUUGUUCUCCUUUUCAAAUCAAGUGUCACAUUGACACCAGUCCCGUGUUGGAAGCAUGUGGGGACCUGCAGCACAUCAGCUCAGUGCAAUGUCUCCAUCAGGCUGGAAGGAAGCCCAAAACAAAAACUGCACUGGCCAAAAUGCAUCCUCUACAGAAGCCCCAAGUACCUCCUAAGCCUGUCCAUCUCAAACCUGGGCAGGAAAGAAUUCCUCCUGCACCAUCUCGGCCUUUGCCAGCUGAUCCCAAGUCAUCAAGAAGCUUAGCACCUGGAGAGGAAGAAAUACCAAUAUCAGCAGGAGUCAACACGCUCAUUGAGAAAUUUGAAAGUAUUAGGCAACCUGUACAUAUUCUUCAAAGAAACCAGCUAAAUUUAGCUCUUAAAAUGGAACCUGGCCUGGACUCAUCCAAGCAGACAAGCUUGUGUGACCGUGACACAGUGGCUUCCAGUGACUCUUCCACAAAUUACAAAACUGAAUUGGAUGAAACUGAGCCCAACAUACCAUGCAGCACGGAUCUAACUAACACAGACAUAAUGAAAAUUAAAGAGCUGAGCAUAGGUGAUAACAAAAACCAUGAAGACUGUAGUGCUGUGACUGUGAGCAAAGAGUCCCAAGAGGAGCUUGGCAAUAAAGACUCAACUGCAGAACUGAAUGGGAGUGGUAAAAUUCCCAACAGAGACAGUGGCAUUGACAGUCCUUCUUGUAGUGUGGCUGGGGAAACAUUCCCCAGUGAAGAAGGGGCAGAGCAGAAGAAGCCCAGCAUGGCUGGGAACCCAGGAGAGGUGGAACCUGACAGAAAGGGCACCAAACCUUCCUCUGUGGAGCAGAAGAGAGACUCCACACAGGAUGACGACAGUGACAUUGAUGAAGGAAGCAGUGAGGAGCAAGAGAUAGCAGAAGUUCUAAAGUUAGAAUAUUUGGAUGUGAACAAGUGUACAGAGCCCCAAAAGCUAUUCAACAUCGCCAAUGAGCUGCUCCACACAGAAGAAGCGUAUGUUAAAAGACUCCAUCUCUUGGACCAGGUUUUUUGCACUAAAUUGUCUGAAGCAGGGAUCUCAUCUGAAGUGGUAACAGGCAUCUUCUCAAAUAUUUCUUCCAUCUAUUGUUUCCAUGGACAAUUUCUUCUUCCUGAGCUCAAAACAAGAAUUACACAAGAAUGGAGCACCAACCCACGGCUGGGAGAUAUCCUGCAGAAACUUGCUCCUUUUCUGAAAAUGUAUGGAGAAUAUGUAAAGAACUUUGACAGAGCAAUGGACAUAGUGAACACAUGUAUGCAGCGGUCCUCGCCCUUCAAAGAUGUUGUUCAGAAUAUACAGAAACAGGAGGUGUGUGGAAACCUGACUUUGCAGCAUCAUAUGCUUGAACCUGUGCAAAGGAUUCCUCGUUAUGAGCUUCUCCUGAAAGACUAUUUAAAGAAACUUCCAGAAGACUCUCCAGACAGAAAAGAUGCUGAAAAGUCACUGGAGCUGAUAUCGACAGCAGCAAACCAUUCCAAUGCAGCCAUCCGGAAGAUGGAAAAGAUGCACAAGCUUUUGGAAGUCUAUGAGCGCCUGGGUGGUGAAGAGGAUAUUGUUAACCCAGCCAACGAGCUCAUUAAAGAAGGACACAUUCAGAAACUUUCAGCAAAGAAUGGCACAGCACAGGAUAGAUAUUUAUUCCUGUUUAACAGCAUGGUGCUGUACUGUGUGCCAAAACUGAGGCUGAUUGGCCAGAAGUUCAGUGUCCGAGAGAAGAUGGACAUUGCAGGACUGCAGGUCCAAGAAAUUGCCAAGCAAAAUGUGGCUCAUACAUUUUCCAUAACAGGAAAAAAGAGAUCAUUGGAACUACAAGCCAGGACAGAAGAGGAGAAGAGGGAAUGGAUUCAUGUCAUUCAAGCCACAAUAGAAAAGCACAAACAGAACAGUGAGACCUUCAGAGCUUUCAAUAGCUCUUUUUCACAAGAGGAGGAGCAUCCUCCUGAUUCCUCAAUAGCCGGCACCAGCUCAGUCGAAUCAAUGCCAGGAGCAGAUGGUGGUGGUGCAUUAGGAGGGAGUGAUUCUUCUAGGAAAUCUUCCAAAUCCAAGCGAGACAAAGAGAAACAGUCUUGUAAGAGCUGCAGCGAGAGCUUCAACUCCAUCACAAAGAGGCGGCACCAUUGUAAGCAGUGUGGGGCAGUGAUCUGUGCAAAAUGCUCUGAGUUUAAGCCACUUGCAGAUAACAACCGCCAUAAUCGAGUGUGUAAAGAGUGUUUCCUGCAGCUCCCAGCAAUACCCUGCAGCCCUGGGAUGGAAGCAGUUGGGGAACAGAAGAAAAGACUAGCUGCAGAGAAGCAAAGCAACCUUGUGGCUGAAAACAGCCUCUUCAGCAGCUACCUCCAGUUCCUUGAAAAAGGGAAGACUUGGUACAAAAUGUGGGUGACCAUCCCCAAGAGUGAACCUCUUGUUCUGUAUCUGCAAGGAAGCAGCCCGGAUGGACGAAGCCCACGUCCAAUCCCUCUGCCUGGCUAUGAAGUCAGUUUACCAGGUUCUGGUGAGAAGUUUGAUCUGAAGCACGUUUUUAAGCUUUGCCAGUCCCAUCAAACUCUCUAUUUCAGUGCAGAAGAUGAAGAGCUGCAGAUGAAAUGGAUGGAAAUUCUCACCAAAGCUGCCAAAGGGGAGACUGAGGAUACAGCUGAAGGGCUCAGCAGCCCAUAGAGCAAGUUUCAUUUAGUUUCUUUCCUACAUACUAUAAACCAUCACUUGAAUUUGGUAUUCAUGGCACUUUGGAAUCUAUAUGGCUUUCUAUUUUUAUGUGUCUGCAUAGGAAGUUCUGUGGUUUCUUACCUUUUAUUGUACAUUUUUCAAGUACAGUAGUUACCUGCCGUAUAUUAUGUUAAAGAAAAAAGUAGUUAUAGUUGUUGGUGGUGUCAAUGCUGGUUUUAAAACAAAAGGCAAGGAGCAAAGCAUUAAUUUUUAAAAAGGUAAUGGAAAAUCAUCAGUCUUGUUUUCCUAAAUGUAUAUUUUCCAGUCCUUUUGAUUGCUGUUGAAUGCAGGAUGUGUAUAUUCUGUGAUUAGUUCUAUAAAUGCUGCCUUUUAAGUUAAAUGUAAAGGCUUGUGCUGGCCACUGACAUUCCAUUCUCAGCCUCACCCUCCUGGUAAGGUCUUUGUGAUGUGUGAGCAAUGUACUGAGUGUUUUCCUGUUGCUAAAACCAUGUCUCUGCUGUUUUGAGAUGAGCUGUUCAAAUGACAAAUAGUGUAGAAGGGACUUCUAAAAAUGACUGCAAAUCGUGCAGAACAGAACAUUAAGAAGUCCCAUUGAUUUUAAGCAUUUAUUAUAUUGAUUGCUUUCUUCUGGAAACAAUAUCUUCCUUCCUUCUAUUGGAACCCAUUUUGAUGUAAGUGAACAAACAUUUUAUACUGAAAACUGGGUUAUGAUCAAUAAACAAAAACAUUUUUAGUACAUACCAUACAAAAAGGUGACUUUUUUGUUGUAUUGGUUAAUUUAAGUGGCCUAGAUUUUAUUUAUAUAAUUUGUAAAUAAUGUUUCAUAAGUAUUUUUAAGAAUUUUUAAAAGACCUCAGCUAAUUAACAGGAUUUAGUACAUAGUGUAAGAGAUAUUUGUAUGAACCGAAUUUGUAAUUUAAUUUUCCUGUUCACCUGUUUUUAUCUUAUUUUCAAACAUAAAUGCUUAUCUAUUUAAAUAAAAAUUCCUGCAGUUAACUCCUGAGCCAGAUUUCCAAGGCACAGCAAAGUUUAGAUCAACAUUUAAUAUAGAUUAAAAAAAAAUAUAAAAGUCUAAAACAAACAAAAAAAAGGCAUGUCUGUUCCUAGUUGUAGUAAGCAUGUAGUAUCUAUCAGAAUGAAAUAAAAUCUGUCACAGUACUGUAUUUUUAAAUUGUUUGGUUUAACUUUUAUUUCCUCUUCAGCCUUCUAUAUUUUCUGAUAUUGAUAGAGAGGAAGAAAUGCUCCAUAUGGACAGAGUGGUUUAGAAUUUUUGAAAAUUAGUGGUCUGCAUCAGUGAGUAUUUUUUGGACCUACAGAAAAGGAUUUAUCCUUGUUUGGAGUUUGGCUUAUUUUUUACAUUGGUGAAUAAAUCAUAUAUCUGAAGUCCCUGAUGAUAAAAAAUUAGAGGCCAUGUAUUUGAUUAUCUACUGGAAAAUUUUCUUGAGACUUGCAUCUUUCUUCCUUAUCCACCCUCUCCCAACAGUCUACACAGAAGAGAUUUCUUGAAGAGUAGCUUUUACCAUGAAAAGGAAUUAUUUCCAGUGUGUGUUAUUUCUUCUCCCAAGCUUCCUUGAAAAUGUAAUGAUGAAGAGUGCUUGAAAAUUUACUCAUUUAGUAACAUUUCUGGUUUGGAGGUGGGGUUUUUGUUUGUUUUGUUUAUUUACAAUGUGUUAACAUUCUCUCAUUAUAUGAUUUUAAGCAAUCAAGGGAAAUGUGCAUAGUGAACACAUUAACAAACCAACAUGCAGUAAUGCAAGAGCAAAACACCCUCAGAGAAUAGCCCCAGGCUACAGAAUGCUGUUGAAGGAGAGUCUCGCUUGGUCAUCAUUGAUUGACCAGCACAAGGUCCCAGAAUACAGAGCUGCUGUGAAAUCACAAUCAAAUGCUCUGAGAAAUCACCACACAUCUCUGAAGGCUUGUCCUAAAUUUACAGCAGGAUCUAAUCUCGUCUAGAUCAAAGGCUGGAGGGUUAGGACCUUUUUUUCAUUCUCCUCCCUCAUCUUCUCUCCUUUGGAAGGAGGUAGGAACUUCAAAAGCUGAAGAAAUAGGUGUUGCUGACACUAUUUGUCAUAAAAGCUGUAAGCUUUAGACUUUCCUUUGUCAUAUAAGCUGUUCUUCUGAGCUCAGUCUGCUUCUGUACAGAGGGUAAGCACAGGGAUUAAGCAUCCCAUAAAUACUACAUGUGUCUUUGUAUUAGUGCAUAAAUAAGAUUUAAGCAACUAAUAGCCCCUUUCUAGCUCUACAUAGAGCUGAAUUAUAUACGCUGGCCAUGAUAAGACCAAAGAAAAAAAUUUAGAUGUGGCAGCAGCAGCUAAGUUCAACCAGGGGACUAAAUUGUGAUUAAGUGGGGAUUGAAAGUACAAUACCCAUAGCUGUGGUGUCCUGACAUCAGCACAUUUCACAAAAGAUGCCAAAAUCUCACAGUAAGCCAAGAACCUUCUCUGUGCAUGAGGGAUGUGGCCUGUGGAGCUGCACCAACAAAUCUUCUCCACUUUGCUGCUUGCAACCAUGAAGUAAAACCCUCCAGGUCUUUCUGACUCUGCCUGUCAGGUCAGGCACCAGACCCUACCUGCCUCAUAGACCAAACAUUCCUGCUCUGAGCAUGGCUGGAGCAGAAUUAAACCACACUGUGGUGCUCUAGGCUCUCAGGCACUGAAGCAUGCCAAAGUUCUGCUGUGUUUGGGAGCUUGGAAGCUAAACCUCACAAAUCUUGAGAGAGUUUUCUUGGUCCUCACUGUCAACAGCUGGAUAAACCUUUCCUUUGCUUCUCCAAGAGCUGCUGUCUCUCUCCAAGGUGCCCAUCAUCUCUUGCCUGAAUUAAACUGAUGUGUGUCAUUUUUUCCUGUCUUUUUUCUGUAAAUUGACAAUCAAUUAAGGGUUAAGGUUUGGGUUAAGGGUGUGAACACCCCUGGAUUUGUUUCAGGAAGAUUUCAUUAACAAAUCAAUUAGCUGUAUUUAAUCUCAUUCCCACAAAUUUUUCAUUCAGAGUGUUUAUUUAUUAAUUUUCUUAUUAAAAUGUCGUGUUUUGCCUUCAGAAAGAAGAGCUGGCAAAUGCAAAAGUACAAAGAACUGGCAAGGGAAAAAGGCUGUGACAGAGCAGACAGAUGGGGCCAGUCUCCAAUUAUUUAUUUCCUUCCUAGAGGUGGGAUGCAUGUUGGUAGGUGGCUUAUUUUGCAGGUGAUGAGAAAGUGAGGUGAUCAGGAUGAGGAACAACAUUGAACUACGACUCGGACAGACACAGCAUUCCAGAAAUUAUCUGGAUCCAGUUGAUUCACCUACAUCAUCUCCACCUACAUUUGAGCCUUUGGUACUGUAGGAGCAAUAGCUGAGCUCUACUGCUGUCAUCCUUGAGCUUGGACAAGACUCACUGUCAACACCAAGACUACACAAAAUCAAACCAGUCAGUUAAGAGGUUUUAUUUGAAAUCAAUGUCUCCAUUUAAAAUGAUGAAGAAGGAAGUUGUGGUUUUGCUAAAUGAUGUGUGACCUUUUAAUAUCUCUGGCCCCAAAUUGCUCAUGGGUAUCUAAAGGAUCGGGGUAUUGUGUCCAGGGUCCAUCACGGGCAAAGUCAGCAUGGACAAAUCUACUGAGAAACAGGAAAACUCUGGAAAUGGAUGGUCCUUACCUGCUGUGUCUGCUGCGGAUCAUCAGCACCAGGGAAUCUGGGCCAGGUUUUCACAGAGGCAAAUGGGACUGCUCCAUUCAGAUGGACUAUUUAUUAAUCUCUUAUAAAAAGGCUAGAUUUCAGUGUGCUCAUUUGGUUUACUUGUUUUCCAUCCUCUGUUGGCUUGGAUGGGUUACACAGGGUUCAUUGACUGAGGGUUUAGGAGAACUAGUGCCACCAUAUCAAUGCCUGGUUGUGAUCAAGUAAGGGUUUUGGCUAAAUCAUAGAAUCACACUUUUGUUUGGAUUGGAAGGGACUUUGAGAUCAUCUUGUUCCACCUCUUACCAUGGGCAGGGACAUCUUCUACUAUCCCAGGGUGCUCCAAGCCCCAGUGUCCAACCUGGCCUUGGACUCUUCGGGGAUGGGGCAGCCACAGAUUCUCUGGACAUCCUGUGCCUGGGCCUCACCACCCUCACAGGGAAGAAUUCUUUCUCACAGGAAGAAUUAAUUUCUUAAAUCUGGACCCCAUGAGUCCCCACGAGGUGAGCACAAUCAUAUACAUAUAUGUAAAACUGCUUCUAAAGGUGAUGCAAGGGAGGGAAUCUUUUUUCUGUUUUCAUGGAAUUCUUUGUCACUGACAGAUGCUCACAGCUGCUUGAGAGAGAAAGAUGACAAAGCUGUGAGUUUCUUGUUUGAUGCUGGAGCUGCUCAGAGAGAUAAAAUACAGUAGAGCAGUGAAAAUGAGGGAUAUGCUUUUAUGUCCAUUAUAAGAAUCUUCAGAGACGGAACAAAGUAAUCACUUUGCUGGAGCACACUGGGGCUGUGUGUAUAUGUCUGUCUCCCUUUUCCAACACUGAUGUGGAGAUGACACUUGUGGUUUUGGGAGGUGACCACCUGUACCUGCCCAGAGCACACAGCAUAGCCAGGUAAGGAACCUGUCUCCAAAGCAGAUGUGAGGGAACAUGUAUGGAUGUGUGACUGCCAGCUGCCCGAUGCUCAAAGAUAUCCCAAGCUAGAGAUGGUACCUGGUCUUUAAUAACCCCUUAGAGGGUUUUUGACCUAGAACUUAGCAGAUAAUAUUUUUCACUGUGCCUUUUUUUUUUUUUUUUUUAAUAACCACAGUAUCUUGUGCCAAAGAAUUCUGUACCUAAACGCCACCUUGGCUAGAAAGUUUCUUCCCUUUUUUGAAGUUGUAGUGCUAGCACCUCCCAGGUCUGGCCUGGGAAGCAGCACUGAACAGCUUCCCUCUAACCUUCCUCAGGACCUUGAGGUUGCACAGAACUCUCCUGGGUCUUCCCAGGUGUCUCUGUAGCUAAAGAGUCUGUUUCUUUGUCCCUUGCUGGGUAGCUCUGAUCACAUUUGUUUCCCUUCCUUGAGUCUCCUUUCUUCAACCACACAGGACAUGAGGUGGCUCAAGAGCAGAUGCUGGGGCAGGGAAUUUUUUUUCUCACAUUUCUGUCCCAGACUGUUUAUAUCUGAGACAAAGAAUACUUGAAUAUUUUCUCUUUUCAGCAUCUUGUGCCAUUUUGACUGUCUUGAACAAUAGUGAUGUGCCAGGGCUUUGCUGGUGGGCCAUAUUUCCCUUGUUCACUCCCUUAAGCCAGCUGGAAGAAGAAAUAUUAACCAAUAUCAGCUCAGUCUGUUUUGAAGUUGAUGCUGGAGAUGUACAUGCAUAUCCUUCAAUCACUGCCCUUUGCUAAAUGAGAAAACUGCCAAUGCUGCAGAGCAUCUGUGCAAUUAUAUUUGAAUGCACCACUUACAGACUGUGACAAAUCCAUGAUGUGAAUUGAAAAGUGCAAAACGUUAAAAUAAAAAUCGCUUUAUAAAAUUGCAACAAUCCAUUUAAAAUUGCACAGAGGAAAUGCAGAGCUGUAAAAAGCACUGAGCAUCCACCAUAAAAUAAAAUAAAAUAAAAUAAA
Messenger RNA from Motacilla alba alba, 14521 nucleotides. It is a transcript of the gene FGD3, whose product is annotated as FYVE, RhoGEF and PH domain containing 3. The transcript has 19 exons. Gene Ontology annotation, cellular component: cytoplasm. Gene Ontology annotation, biological process: filopodium assembly; cytoskeleton organization. NCBI's taxonomy places the organism in Eukaryota, Metazoa, Chordata, Aves, Passeriformes, Motacillidae. Bases 6459 to 8990 code for a protein of 843 amino acids. The record is from RefSeq and is a predicted model, not a curated record. Gene Ontology annotation, molecular function: guanyl-nucleotide exchange factor activity; metal ion binding.